This is a messenger RNA of Komagataella phaffii GS115, 1896 nucleotides long. Its product is annotated as Polyamine transport protein specific for spermine. Lineage: Eukaryota; Fungi; Ascomycota; Pichiomycetes; Pichiales; Pichiaceae. The transcript has a single exon. The record is from RefSeq and is a predicted model, not a curated record. The coding region runs from base 1 to 1896 and encodes 631 amino acids. Gene Ontology annotation, biological process: transmembrane transport. Gene Ontology annotation, molecular function: transmembrane transporter activity.
AUGAGUACUAGAAGUUUGCAUAGUAUCGAUUCUUUGGUACCUGAUGUGCCAGAGAACGGGGAGUACAGAGUAACUGAGUUUGCUCCUCAAGAGGAGGAGGGCCACAAUCAUUACCAUCCUCUUUCCCAACUGAGUUCAGUCUUGAGCCAUGUGGCUCAUCAUGAUCGUGAGGAUGAACUAGAACUCGAAAAGUUGGUCACCCAAAAUAAAGAGGGAAUAGAAAGAAAAAUCAGUAGGAUCACAUCAAGAGCAGGUACUUUAGGUCCAGUCGAAAAAAUGGUAGAUGCUCCAUUAGCCAUAGCCGAUCCGGAUCCUAAUUCCACUAUCCACGAAUUGGACGAAUGGAAGUAUCAAGUCGAUAGAGAAACUAACUUGAGGUUGGUGGAGUUUGUCCCUGGUGAUAAGGUAAACCCCAAAAAUUUUUCGAAAGCAAGAAAAUGGGUUAUUACCUUCGUUUUAGGUUUAGUCUGCUUUAACGUAGCUAUCGGCUCAGCUAUUGUAACCGGAGAAAUGCUGGGUCCACAAGUAGAUCUGCAUGCCUCCGAAGAAGUUGUCAUCUUGGCAAGUGUCACGAUGUUUGUGCUAGCUUUUGGAAUUGGACCAUUGAUAUUGUCUCCUCUAAGUGAAGAGUUUGGAAGAAACAUGGUCUACAUUCCAACGUUAUUUUUGGCUAUCGUUUUUAUUAUCCCAUGUGCUCUGGCUCAGAAUAUUGCCACUCUUAUCGUCUGCCGGUUUAUCGACGGUCUAUUCUUUUCAGGACCAAUGACCUUGAUUGGAGGUUCACUUGCAGAUUGCUGGUUGGAAGAUGAAAGAGGCCUUGCCAUGGCAAUUUUCUCAGCUGCUCCCUUCUUAGGUCCUGUCAUUGGUCCUUUGAUCGGUGGUUAUUUGGGAAUGUAUAAAGGAUGGAGAUGGAAUUAUUGGCUAUUAAUGAUCUUUACUGGGUUCUGUUACUGUUUGCUACUCGUAACUAUUCCAGAAACACAUGCUGGUACACUUUUGAAGAGAAGGGCUAAGAAGCUAAGAAAAGUGACCGGUGAUCCAUCGUACAGAGCCUUAGUGGAGCUUCGAAUAAGAAGCACUCGUGAAAUGGUGGAUGAAACCCUUCUGAGACCAUUAAUUCUUCUGAGAGAAAUGAUUGUGUUCUUGAUUACCGUGUACAUGUCCAUCAUUUAUGGUCUGUUGUACAUGUUUUUCUUUGCAUACCCAAUCGUAUUCAUGGAGGGCAAAGGAUGGAAUGCAGGCAAGACAGGUUUGACAUUUAUACCGAUUGCCGUGGGUAUUUUCAUAGCUGUCGCCCUCGCCCCACUAUUCAACAAAGAUUAUAACAAAAGGGCUCAAAAAUACAGAGAUCAGGGACUUCUACCUCCACCAGAACUGAGACUAAUUCCGAUGAUGAUCGGAUGUUGGACGGUUCCAAUGGGAUUAUUUGCAUUUGCAUGGUCUUCGUACCCACGUCUAAGUUGGGCUGGACCCUCUAUUUCCGGUCUUGCCUGUGGUAUUGGUUUUACGUUGUUAUAUAACCCUGCAAACAACUAUAUUGUGGAUUCAUAUCAGCAUUAUGCCGCCUCCGGGUUAGCUGCCAAGACAUUCUUACGUUCGAUAUGGGGAGCUUCGGUCCCGUUGUUCACCGUCCAGAUGUACCACAGGUUAGGAUACCAAUGGGCUACUUCUCUGAUGGCAUUCAUUUCGCUGGCCUGCUGUGCCAUUCCCUUCAUGUUCUUCAUAUUUGGAGCCAGAAUUCGUCAAAGAAGUAAGUACGCAUACACUGGCGAGGGCAGUGAGAAGUCUAACUCGCUGGAUCAAAAAGCAACCAACAACAACACUGUCACCUCUCUGGCGCCUUCAUUUUCUUCUGCCAAUAAUGAGUCAUACAAGACAUCCUCGGAAAAUGUUUAA